AUGUCCAUGCUCCCGACAUUUGGGUUUACGCAGGAGCAAGUGGCGUGCGUGUGCGAGGUCCUCCAGCAAGGAGGGAACAUCGAGCGGCUGGGUCGGUUCCUCUGGUCCCUGCCGGCGUGCGAGCACCUCCACAAGAAUGAGAGCGUGCUCAAGGCGAAAGCAGUGGUCGCCUUCCACCGGGGGAACUUCCGAGAGCUGUACAAGAUCCUGGAGAGCCACCAGUUCUCUCCGCACAACCACCCGAAGCUGCAGCAGCUGUGGCUCAAGGCGCACUACAUCGAGGCGGAGAAGCUGCGAGGCCGCCCGCUCGGCGCCGUGGGCAAGUACCGCGUCCGGAGGAAGUUCCCUCUGCCGCGGUCCAUCUGGGACGGAGAGGAGACGAGCUACUGCUUCAAGGAGAAGAGCCGGAGCGUGCUGCGGGAGUGGUACACCCACAACCCGUACCCGUCCCCGCGGGAGAAGAGGGAGCUGGCCGAGGGCACUGGACUCACCACGACGCAGGUCAGCAACUGGUUCAAGAACCGACGGCAGAGGGACCGAGCGGCGGAGGCGAAGGAAAGAGAAAACAACGAGAACUCCAACGGCAAUGGUCACAACCCGUUGACCUCCUCCAUGAAUGGAAAUAAGACUCUAUUGGGGAGCUCGGACGACGAUGAUAAAAGCCCGUCGGGCACGCCGGACCACACGUCCCACAGCCCGGGUCUGCUCCUCAGCUCGAACUCCGGGUUACAGUCCUUGCACGGCCUCGCACCGCCGCAGGGACCCAGCGCCAUCCCGGUGCCGAGCGGCGUGGACUCGGUGCACCAUCACCACUCCAUGCACCACGACACCAUACUGAACUCGAUGUCUUCUAAUCUAGUGGACCUUGGCUCUUAA
Limanda limanda (common dab) is the source of this 876-nucleotide messenger RNA. RefSeq names its product SIX homeobox 2a (gene six2a). Gene Ontology annotation, molecular function: DNA-binding transcription factor activity, RNA polymerase II-specific; RNA polymerase II cis-regulatory region sequence-specific DNA binding. The record is from RefSeq and is a predicted model, not a curated record. The transcript has 2 exons. Gene Ontology annotation, cellular component: transcription regulator complex; nucleus. Bases 1 to 876 code for a protein of 291 amino acids. NCBI's taxonomy places the organism in Eukaryota, Metazoa, Chordata, Actinopteri, Pleuronectiformes, Pleuronectidae. Gene Ontology annotation, biological process: regulation of transcription by RNA polymerase II.